CGUUGUGCGCUUCACACGCAAAACUCUCUCAGUACUCAGCAUACUCAGUACGACGGUGCCGGGUCAAAUAAUACAGCACUUAACUGUAUCUGCAAUUUGUGGCAGUGCCCCCAGAAUAGAAGCAUUAGAAAAGCCGUUCAAGCUCCUCAAGAUCUGUUUUCUGAUCUUUGCUCUCAGUGUUGUUGUUAUCUUGUUGUGCGUCCGUGUGCGUGUGCGUGUGCGUCCGCGUGUGUGUGUGCGUGUGCGUGUGUGUGAGUUUGUCUCGAUGACACCAAACUCGGACCGUUCCUACAAAAUGAAGCUGCGCGAUGUGGAAAAUGCCUUCAAGUACAGACGGAUACCGUAUCCGAAGCGUUCCGUCGAGCUGAUCGCACUUCUGGCCAUAUCGUGCACCUUUUUUCUGUUCAUGCACACAAGCAAAUUGAACAGUCGCCUGAAGGAAAUGGAGGUGAAGCUGCAACCAUCCGAGUUCUCGGCCCUGGGACUAACUGGCAAUCACAUAAGCGGACAUGAUGCGGGCAAGCCCGAUGACAUUAAUACGCUGCAUGGCACAUAUCAAUAUCUGAAAAGCACCGGUCAGAAACGUCGACACAAUGUGCACGCGCCCAGAAACAGCAAGGAACUGGAAGAAGUAGAUAAUAAUCAUAGAACUCACCAAAGAAGAGAUAAUCAUUUGCACAAAGACCAACACGAUAAGCAGUUGGCGCUGCCAAAGAAAAAGAAUUCUCCUCACUUUUAUGAUGACGAUGACGACAUUGAAAAUGAUGCAGAUGCUGAUUAUGGCUCUGAGGAUGAUGAUGAGCAUGGCUAUAAUAAGGCAGCGGAUAUGCUGAAUAAUACCAAACGCGCUGAGGUGGACUUUAUCUUUUUUAAUCGCGUUCCCAAAGUGGGCAGCCAAUCGUUAAUGGAGCUGAUGCGUCGUCUGGGAAAGAUUAAUGGCUUUGUCCAUGCUCGCAAUCCAGGCAGCGUUAAGGAGUCUAUUAUGAUGCGCCAAGAAGCCCUGAAAGAUCUCAUUGCAGAUCUGCUCACACGCCAAAAGCCGCACGUCUACAGUCAGCACAUUGCCUACGUCAACUUCACCCGAUUCCAUAUGCCUCGACCUAUCUAUAUAAAUCUGGUGCGUGAUCCCAUUGAGCGUAUUAUCAGCUGGCAUUAUUAUAUUCGUGCCCGUUGGUAUUAUAAUGACAUGAACGCCAAACUGGGUCCAAAAUCCGUAAAAAUGCCACCGGAUGAGUUUCUCAAUCUCGAUCUGGACACUUGUGUGCGAAAUAAAGAUCCGUAUUGCACGUUUGAGCAAAUGCAGAUGAACAAUCCCGUCGGUGAUCAUCGCAGACAAACCUUGUUCUUCUGCGGCAUGAACAAGAAGUUAUGCAUGCCCUUCAACUCGAAAAUGGCCAUGCAGAAGGCCAAACGCACUGUAGAGUCGGACUAUGCGGUGGUUGGCACCUGGGAGGAUACGAACAUCACAUUAACGGUGUUGGAGCAUUACAUACCGCGAUAUUUUCGCAACGCCAAAGUAGCAUAUUAUCUGGGUAAGGAAAAUCUUUCGCGCAUCAAUCGCAACAACGUCACACGGAUCGUUAGCGAUGAGACGCGGCAGAUUCUGCGCACGAAUCUGACUAACGAGAUUGAGUUCUACGAGUUUUGCAAGCAACGUCUGUAUCUGCAAUAUGCGGCCCUCUCUCAAGGCAGAAGUUUUGGUGAGGACGACUAUCUGCUAAUGCCACAGCUUCACGGUCAAGCUGAUGGUGAUGAAGCCGAGUAUUAAGCAAAAAUGUUACUCAUAAGUUAAACUGUGCCAACUACUACAAUACAAUAAAUUCCUAACUUCAAUUACAAAUACAUAAUGCCUAAUUUCUUAGUAUUCU
Drosophila grimshawi is the source of this 1868-nucleotide messenger RNA. RefSeq names its product heparan sulfate 2-O-sulfotransferase pipe. The record is from RefSeq and is a predicted model, not a curated record. The transcript is spliced from 6 exons. Gene Ontology annotation, molecular function: sulfotransferase activity. Gene Ontology annotation, cellular component: membrane. NCBI's taxonomy places the organism in Eukaryota, Metazoa, Arthropoda, Insecta, Diptera, Drosophilidae. The coding region runs from base 266 to 1768 and encodes 500 amino acids.